Chaetura pelagica (chimney swift) is the source of this 1671-nucleotide messenger RNA. RefSeq names its product RIO kinase 1 (gene RIOK1). Gene Ontology annotation, cellular component: preribosome, small subunit precursor; cytosol. Gene Ontology annotation, molecular function: ATP binding; protein serine/threonine kinase activity. The transcript has 17 exons. The record is from RefSeq and is a predicted model, not a curated record. Lineage: Eukaryota; Metazoa; Chordata; Aves; Apodiformes; Apodidae. Gene Ontology annotation, biological process: maturation of SSU-rRNA.
AUGCAGAGUGGUUCAUCUCUGGUGAAGGAGCCAGCUGACCUAAUCUGUGAGUUUACGCCAGACACAGAAACUGACAAAGAAUGUGUGGUCACCGAGAACCUCCAGCCAUACAUGUGUGAAGAAGCUGACACUGAGGAAGGAGAUGGUGAUGAGGACAAUGAUGAGGAUGAGGAAGAGGAAGACUGGGACUGACCCAAUGAGGUGGGAAGACUCAUGAAGCGCCACAAUGCUGCUGGUGGAUGCAAUCCACAGGCAAAUAGGCAGACCCCUAGUUGCUGUUCAGCAAAAAUGUCUACCCCUACAGACAAGGCUUUAAGGAAGUUUGAAAACAAAAUCAAUUUAGAUAAGCUGAAUUUUGAUGACUCUGUUAUAAACCGAGUCACAGAGAAGUCUAGACAGAAGGAAGCAGACAUGUACCGAGUCAAAGACAAGUCAGACAGAGCAACAGUAGAACAGGUGCUGGAUCCAAGGACCCGGAUGAUUCUGUUCAAGAUGUUAACUAGAGGCAUCAUAUCAGAAAUCAAUGGCUGCAUCAGCACAGGGAAGGAAGCUAAUGUAUAUCAUGCCAGUACUGAGAAUGGAGAGAACAGAGCAAUAAAGAUUUACAAAACCUCUAUUCUGAUGUUUAAAGAUCGGGAUAAGUAUGUGAGUGGUGAAUUCAGAUUUCGUCAUGGAUAUUGCAAAGGCAACCCAAGAAAAAUGGUGAAGACAUGGGCUGAAAAAGAAAUGAGGAAUUUAAUAAGGUUGAAUACAGCCCAGAUACCCUGCCCAGAGCCAAUUAUGCUGAGAAGUCAUGUGCUUGUCAUGGGCUUUAUUGGUAAAGGUGAUAGGCCUGCUCCUCUGCUGAAGAAUGCUCAGUUAUCUGACUCCAAAGUCCGGGAGCUGUACCUGCAAAUCAUCCAGUACAUGAGAAGAAUGUACCAAGAUGCCAGACUUGUUCAUGCAGAUCUCAGUGAAUUUAACAUGCUGUACCACAGCGGGGGCCUGUACAUCAUCGAUGUGUCACAGGCGGUGGAGCACGACCACCCGCACGCGCUGGAGUUCCUGCGGAAGGAUUGCGCCAAUGUUAACGACUUUUUCCAGAAGCACAAUGUUGCAGUGAUGACUGUGAGGGAGCUGUUUGAGUUUAUUACUGAUCCUUCUAUCACAAGCGAGAACAUUGACGAUUAUCUGUCUAAGGCAAUGGAAAUAGCAUCAAAAAGAACAGAGGAGGAAAGAUCCAGUCAAGAUAAAGUGGAUGAAGAAGUAUUUAAGAAAGCUUACAUACCCCGAACUUUGACCGAAGUUAAAAACUACGAGAGAGAUGUGGAUAUAAUGAUGAAACUGAAAGAAGAGGAUAUGGCAUUGAAUGUUCAGCAAGAUAAUAUUCUCUACCAGACUGUGACAGGACUGAAGAAGGAUUUGUCUGGUGUUCAGAAGAUUCCUGCACUUCUUGAAGAGAAGUCAGAUGAGUCAGAAACAGACUCUGAUGAUGGUGGAAGCUCAGAGGACUCUGAUUCGGACUGCAAGGAAUCUGUGCAUCCCAAAGAUAAACCUGCUGAAGUUGGCAUGGACAAAAAGGAAAGGAAAAAGAUGGUAAAAGAAGCCCAAAGAGAAAAGAGGAAAACCAAAAUCCCAAAACAUGUGAAGAAGAGGAAAGAAAAGACUGCAAAAAUGAAGAAAGGCAAAUAA